This is a messenger RNA of Anisakis simplex (herring worm), 156 nucleotides long. Lineage: Eukaryota; Metazoa; Nematoda; Chromadorea; Rhabditida; Anisakidae. The record is from the annotation of a GenBank genome assembly.
CGAAAACGUAUUCGAGAACGAAUGGUGCCGACAGCACGUGAACAGCAACUCUUCGAGAAACUCAAAAAAUCACCCAGGAGACUGCGAUCGGCAUAUCACGAUGUGAUGGUUAGUGUUUGGGUGAUCAGGGAGAUCAUGGGUGAUCAGGGGAUAUAG